Ailuropoda melanoleuca (giant panda) is the source of this 8184-nucleotide messenger RNA. RefSeq names its product ubiquitin like 7 (gene UBL7). Bases 143 to 1285 code for a protein of 380 amino acids. Gene Ontology annotation, molecular function: polyubiquitin modification-dependent protein binding. The record is from RefSeq and is a predicted model, not a curated record. Lineage: Eukaryota; Metazoa; Chordata; Mammalia; Carnivora; Ursidae. Gene Ontology annotation, biological process: ubiquitin-dependent protein catabolic process. Gene Ontology annotation, cellular component: cytosol. The transcript is spliced from 11 exons.
UGCAGCAGAAACUGCAACUCCCAGAGUGCAGCGCAGGGCUUCCGGCUUCCGGCGAGUGGACCGGAGUGUGUUUACACCGGCGGCUCUGCGGCCGGGUUCCUUCCGCGGGACGGGGAGAAAGAGAGAGCGCGAAAGAGAGAGGAUGUCUCUCUCAGAUUGGCACCUGGCAGUGAAGCUGGCUGACCAGCCACUUGCCCCAAAGUCUAUUCUCCAGUUGCCAGAGUCAGAGCUGGGUGAAUACUCACUGGGGGGCUACAGUAUUUCAUUUCUGAAGCAGCUCAUUGCUGGCAAACUCCAGGAGUCUGUUCCAGACCCUGAGCUGAUUGAUCUGAUAUACUGUGGCCGGAAGCUUAAAGAUGACCAGACCCUUGACUUCUACGGCAUUCAACCUGGGUCCACAGUCCAUGUUCUGCGGAAGUCCUGGCCCGAGCCUGAUCAGAAACCAGAACCUGUGGACAAAGUGGCUGCCCUGAGGGAGUUCCGGGUGCUCCACACUGCCCUGCACAGCAGCUCCUCCUACAGGGAGGCGGUCUUCAAGAUGCUCGGCAAUAAAGAGUCUCUGGAUCAGAUCAUUGUGGCCACCCCAGGCCUCAGCAGUGACCCUAUUGCUCUCGGCGUUCUCCAGGACAAGGACCUCUUCUCUGUCUUCGCUGAUCCCAGCAUGCUUGAUACGUUGGUGCCUGCUCACCCAGCCCUGGUCAAUGCCAUUGUCCUGGUUCUGCACUCGGUGGCUGGCAGCACCCCACUGCCAGGAGCCGACUCCUCGUCACGGAGCGCGACCUCCAGCUCGUACCGGGACAUGCCAGGUGGCUUCCUGUUUGAAGGGCUCUCCGACGACGAGGACGACUUUCACCCAAGCUCCAGGUCCACGCCCUCUAGCAGCACCCCCAGCUCGCGCCCAGCCUCCCUGGGGUACAGUGGAGCUGCCGGCCCCCGGCCCAUCACCCAGAGCGAGCUGGCCACCGCCCUAGCCCUGGCCAGCACUCCGGAGAGCAGCUCUCACACGCCGACUCCUGGCACCCAGGGCCAUUCCUCGGGGACCUCGCCAAUGUCUUCUGGGGUCCAGUCAGGGACGCCCAUCACCAAUGAUCUCUUCAGCCAAGCCCUACAGCAUGCCCUGCAGGCCUCGGGGCAGCCCAGCCUUCAGAGCCAGUGGCAGCCUCAGCUGCAGCAGCUGCGGGACAUGGGCAUCCAGGACGACGAGCUGAGCCUGCGGGCCCUGCAGGCCACUGGCGGUGAUAUCCAAGCGGCCCUGGAGCUCAUCUUUGCCGGGGGAGCCCCAUGACCUCCUGUUCCUUCUCACUCCCCAGCAAACUGCCAAGCUGGCUGCCUACGGGAGGCACUCCUGAAGGUGCCCCAUCUCUCCUCUCCCCAAUACAUCUGAUGGUUGACCUUCCGCCUUGUCCGUUGCGUGGCCCUUCUGGCUGAUCUGAGCUGGUGGAGGCAGGGGGGCAAGCAUGGCAUGUGGGUCUUGGUGUGUGGCUCGCCCCCGCUUCUGAGCCCUGGGUGGAAAAUGUUAGACCCAUGUAAUGGGAUGUUGUGUGAUGCCCAUACUCUCUUUCAAGAGAAGUUUCCCAUGAUAGCCCCAGACCCUUUGGUACUUUGGGGUGUUGUGGCAUCCUCAGGACAUGGCCAAGGCUGGAGCAAGGCUGCCACCCAGUGUCCAGGGUGGCUGCUGUAUGGUCGUUGUGGCCAGAGGAGGCGUGUGCUUCUGAGAUGACCCCAGGCUGGGGAGUGGCCAGGGAUACGUUUACUGGGAGCAGGUAGGGCAGCUUGCCUUCCCACAGGCUUCCAGAAGAUUCCGUGUCCCUCUCCUGGCCUAGUUUCCCCAGGCAGUCUUUGCCACUGAUGCUGUAAUGAUGGCAGACUCCAGGCCUCAGAGCAGUGCCAGGAGGCAGGGCCCUUUUCUCUGUCUUGAAGGCGUAAAUACAAGAGCAGUUAAAUAACAAUACUAAACAACAACACCAACACGAACAGGGCUCAGCUUUCAUCUUGAAGAGAGGGCACCAACCCCCAAGCUGCCGCUCCAUCUGCCUGAGCUCUCGUUCCCCUUGGCACAGCGUUUCCUACUGCGUUGCAGACACGUCCAAGUUGAGCGAGUGGGUUUCAUGUGCCUUGAGUACUUUAUCACAUCCUUCUCCUCAGAUGGUGUUUCAGUGGAAAGGAGCUCAGAGGUCUGCUCCUGCCCUGUGCCUUCGGCAGACGUUCUGUCCGCAGCAUCCACAGUCACGGUCAUUCAGCUUCUGCUUGUCACUUCCUGGGACAAGAGGUCUCCCCCAUCCUAAGGACUGCCUCCUCUGUCCUUUGUUCCCCAGAGCGUUUGGCCUUUAGUCCCCACAGACAAGCCUGCCGCUCUCUGCUCUGCUAGCAUGGCUCUAGUUACGGAGAGGAAUGGCAAUUCCCUUGGCCCUUUGGCUUCUGUUUGUGUUGGUACCCAGCACAUCCUGGUCUCUCUGUGUGACUUCCCAUUUAUCAGGGAUGCUCUUAAAAAGAGGUACUCGGGGGGGGACCCACAGUUCCAGAUAUGGCCUGAAUAGCACAUUGUUCUCUCCCUCCGCCAGAAAACGUGAAGUCUUGCCACAUUCCCCUCUCAGUCCUAGAAUUAAUGUUGAAAGGUGUUCGCAUUGGCUGAAAAGGUUCAGAACUCACCAGGUUUCUUGGUGCCAGGCCUCUUUGUGCCUCAGUGGUCUGCUUGGAGCCCAGCUGCCUCUUCUAGGAAUCUCUUGUCUUUGCACCCGGUGUCCCUGGCUUGUUUGUGGUAGAAACAAAGGCUCCUUCCAUCUUCGUGGGACCACUUGGUCAAAUGGGGCUGACACAGCCCUUCCUCUCCCCACACUGCUGCCUGCCUAGAGCUAGUUUCAUUCUGUGGCAGGUCAUACUCUGCCCCUGGGGACUGCCUUCAGAGGCACUGACGCUCCCCCCGCCUUUAUGCUCUGGGACAUUUGGGUAACCCUGUCCUGUCCCUGGAACUGACUCCCAAAUACCAGUUGCACUGCUUCCCAGAAUUGAACCAUUUCCACGAUUUCCCUUUCCCUUCUUUGUCAGCUCUUUCCUCCAGGGUCUUGGCAAGUUGGCUUUGCUUCCUUUGGCCACAUUUUAAAUAAUAUAUGUUGAGUCUGAUAAGUGGCCCUACGGAGUCUGGGGCUUUCCGUGGGCCAAGGACUCCUUCCUCACCAUUGUUCCCUUCACCCUCUCAACAAACAUCCAGCUUCUGCUCUGUGCCAGGUAAACUUGCUGGGGUCCUUGCUGUCACAGAGCCACGUCACUGGGAAGACAGGAAAACAGAUGUUUACACUAAAGCCUGAUGAGAGCCCAUGAGGCAGGUUCCCUGGGCUUGGGGCUCCUAGGAAGAGGAGCUCACGUGGGUGAGGGUGGGGGUGUGUGUGUGAGGGGGAGCUUCUUGGAGAGAGUGGCGCCUGACCUAGAGCUGAGGGGGAGGAGGAGUCGGGCAGGAAGGUGUACAUGUUGAGUGGGCUGGGAGUGGGGACAACAGGACUCCUGUAGCCCUGUGGGGCAGGGUGGAUUUUGAGGUGGGCAGAGGCUGGGUCAUUUUAAGCCAUGUCGUAAGGAGUUUGGACUUCCCCUAAGGACGCUGGGGCGUCACAGGAGAUUUUGAAUCGGGAGAGCGAGGUUUGCAUUUUAGAGAGGCCACUGGCAGCUGUGGGUGAACAGGUGGGGAGCAGGACAGGCUUGAGGGGGGAGGCCAGUGAGGAAGCUGUGAUCCACUGAGCACUGACCACGGGCUCACCGGGCAGUGUGGUGGUGUGAGGGGAGGGCGGGUGCAGAGCGAAUUGGCCUUGAGGAAUCCAUUCAUAUUGCAUCUUGGGAAAGGGGAGCAUACUAAUUACCCCCGGUUAUCAGAUGGGGAUACUGGGGUUGAGAGGUGAGGUCAUCUGGCUGCAGUCUCAGGCAUUGGGCAAGUCCACCUUAGGAACUCCAGUCUGUCCUACACCUCCCACUACUGGCCCUGGCUGGUGCGUGGGGUGGGGGAGGGGAGUGGGAGGUGCUGCAGGGUCUGACCAGGCUCAGGAGCCUGGGCUUUAUCCUGACACCAGAGAGCACCGUGGAUGGCUUUAGGCAGGGCAGUGGGGGAGCCGGAUUCUUGUGAGGUAACCUGACAGCUGUGUGGAGGCUGGAUUUGUGGGAAGUGAGAUUGGCAGUAGGAGACCAGUUAGGAGGCUUGCUGCCUGCAGAUGGGACACAAGUGGGGGCCUUGACGAGAGCCGCAGCAGGGGGGCUGGGUGGAGGGGAGGGAUGUGAGAUGUGAAAGACAGACUAGCCAUGGGGACGAGGGAGAGGGGGUGGUGGCAGGGUAGGCAUGGAUAGAUGGGGCAGCAAGAAUAAGGGAUGGGGCGUGGUGUUUGGAAUGCAGGGCCAGUUUGGGACAUGUUGGACUCACAGUGCCAUGGGACAGCCAGGUGGGGAUGUCUUGUCGAACAGUUGGAUGGUUCUGAGGCUGGAGACAGUAAUGAUCAGGAGCUCUUAAGUUGAGGACUGGGCCUGGGUCAUGUGAGAAGGGAAUUCAAUGCUUCAGGGACAGGUAGCAGGAAAGGGACUCUUAAGGAGUUAGACUGUGUAGGGGUGGUGCCUGGUGACCAUGGAACACGGAAGGGGUGAUAUCUUCUGCUUCUGGGAAUGGCGAGCCCAGGAGCCGUCAUAACUGCCAGAGUGGAAGGAACUGGGCAGUGAGGGCCUGGUCAGGUGCCGUGAGCUGUCACGGAGAGACCUGCUAACUGGGGCUUGUAACCUUGGACUUGCCGACUUGAGCCAUGGUGACCUUGGGGAGAUGUCAGCAUGGACCCAGAGUCCAGUGAUAGGGAUCGAGGCCUGAAUAGGUGGGGGCAGCAGAGGCAGGGAGGGGAGAGUGCUCCGGGGAGCCUUGCCUGUGAGGGGGUAGCUGGAGGGAAGACGGCUGGCAGAUGGAGGGGAGAUGAGGCCGAGAGUGAGCCUUUGCAGUUCAGCAGAGGUGAAGUUGGAACUGAUCACGAGAACUUUUCUAGGAAGCUAAGGGGAGAAAAAAAAAAGGAAGAGACCCCAAAAUAGAAUAUGUAAAUAUGCAAAGAUGGGUGAGUUUUCUGAACAGAUCCCUUCUCCUGAUAUAACUCAGAUUUGGCUGGGCUGGCAUGGGCUGGGCUGGCACAGCUUGCUGGGCACAUGGGCCCCAUCUGGCCUGGGCCCCAGACCAAGCUCUCAGAGCCCUACCCUGAGUUGGCCUCUUGUCACCUCUGCCACAGGCCGUGGCAUCGCAUGUUUGCUGAGAAAGUCAGGGUCGGGGGCUAAAUCACCUCCAACUUCCAGGCUUCCGUGGGCUUACCCAGCCUCUCCAAGCCCCCUCUGAGCCUGGGUGGGGGUUAGGUUGGCUUGGCUCUGCCCCUCGUUUCCCUGGGCCCAGCCCUGUGUGGCUCCUUCACGCUCUGGUAGUGAAGUUGCUGGUAGCAGAAUUCAGCUUCCUGUAUGCUUGAAAUGCCUCAUGCAGAGACCCAGGCACUGCCCUCCUGUACCUUGGCAAAGUGGCUGACAGCAAUGCCGUACAGCGGUACUCAUCUCUCAAGCCCCCCUCUGUGCCAGUCCCUGAGCUAGGCACGCACAGAUGCCAUCUCAGCUGAACCUCAUGACAACCCUGAGAAGUAGAUACUCCCCCUUUUACACAUGAGUGCUUCCUCUUGUCGCAGGACGUGACCAUGCCGGGAGACUGGCCUUUCUGGGACUGGGGUGGGAUUGGAUCGGCAUGAUUCCAUCGGUCCAUCACCUGGGGCCUCGUGCCUGGCCGCCAGGCCCUGGAAGCCCGUGGGAGGCACUGUGGGGCCUGCUCAGCGCUCAUCCCUCCAGGAAGUGGCAGCUUGCGUCUUAGAAGGGAUUCCGUCUUCUAAGUGAGACUGGCUGUGAGGGUUAGGUGUUUUCCUCAGACAGCCUAACCUCUUGGAGCUUACUUGUGUCCUGUUUGACAUUUUCCCUCAAUUUAUAUAAGUGGAGAUUGACAAUGUGCAAAUUGGAGAUGGCCGGGCACUCAGAGCUGGGCUGGUGAAUAUUCUAGAUGACUGAUGGAGUCAGGGUCCUGAUAACAAGGCAACCCUAAGAAGAGGGACAGGAAUAGGGACAGUCUAAGGUCCUGUGGUGGGGACUGGAAAACCAAUUGCUCUCAUGCAGCAUGGGGUCUCAUUUUUCCCCCUCGUAGGCCCAGAUUCAUACCAUCUUUCUCAACCAUUGUUCCAGAAACCACUGCUGACGGGUGGGAAUUGGCCCAAGGAUGACUUGGAGCUAAUAUCAAUACGAUUUAGCAGCCUGCUGUCCCAGCCCAGUAAGGCAGUGCCUUUGGAGGGGCUUGGUCAGGAGGGAAGUCAGUCUUCCAACCCUUUACUACUCAGCCUCUUCUCUAAAUGUCGUGUUCUGAUCUGCUACCCUAUUUUUUAAGAAGGUGGACACAAACCGGGCUGCCCAGCACCUAAGAGCUUCUCUGUAGUUUCUUAAAUGACUGCUGAUGUCCUAGGAAUCAGCCAGGAUUACAGAGAACAAGCAAAACCCCAUGAGGGACUGAGUUGGAACUGGGGUUAUUUACCCUGAAAAAAGAGUAGAUUUAGAAGGGCAUGACCUCCGUGUUGAAAUCCCCUAUUGAAAUCCCCUGCUCUAUCCCAGGAAGAGGGAUUAGGCAUGGUCUGUGUGGCCUAAGAGGACAGAUGUAGGACCACUGGACAGGAGUCUUCCCCUGGGGGAGACAGCUUCAUCAGAGCUAAGUAAGGUCAGCAAGGCUGCCUUAGAGGUGAGCUCAUCGUUACUGGAGGUAUGUGAGAGGCUGCAUGACCGCCAUCAGGGCUGCUGUAAGGGGCUCCCGGAUGAGACCUCUGAGUCCAGAAUUGGGAUUCUUAGAUCACUGUAUCUAUGGAAGACCAGAAAUGGUUUAUGGGAGACCACAUGUCUGCAAGUGUUUCUUUUCAUGCAGGCGGCCCAGCAGGCUCAGGCCUCACAUCGGAGCUGGGAGGGUCCUGGGACGCCUAUCUUACGGAGAUAGUUUUAAAAGCAUAUGUAUUUCAACCUACAAACAAGAAGGACAUGGAGAAAGUAGGAUGAGAGAGCUUUGUUGAACUCUGGUCUAGAGCUGAGAUCGACCAGAAGAAGCAUAGCUCCUCUCUGUCCUUCUGUAAACAGAGGAGUGGAGGCUGGGGCAGGGCCUUCCCUAACUUGGGUCGAUGGCCAUGCUGGAAUUUGUUCUCUGACCUCCCAGCCACUUCUAGUCAGGAGACUUUGUUUGUCUAGAUGGGUUCCACAUGACUCCCACGAGAUCCUUCUCUGCCACAGGCCAUGGACACUGAGAAUGGAGGCUCAGAGAUGGGGAUGGGGGUGGGGGGGGUAUGGUGAGGCGGAGGGAGGAGUUUCUGAGUCUAGUUUAGGCCCACUCCGCUCUGUUCCAAACUGGCCACCAGGUGGCACUCCUGCCACAAGCCCAGUGCCUAGCUGGCGGAGUUUUGGGGCUAAGACACUGGGUUGCUCCUGGAAGCCAUGUCAGAACCUGACAUGUUUUUAGGUGAGCUGAGUGCCCUGAUGGAAGGAGAAAAGGUCUAGCUCUUAUCUGCCAAUCUCCUGAAUCACUGAAUGUCCCCCGCCCCGUGGGUUUUUGCUUUUGUCUCUCCGCUUAGCAGGCCAGACCCCAAUCUUAGCAAUUUAGGGUGAGCCAAAUGAAUGACAAUGCAUCUAGAAUAACUAGAACAGAGACCAGAGAUGCAGGAAUGGGAUACUGCUGGGAAGUGCUGACCCUCAGAUGCGGGAGGUGGUGGCUCCGAGCUGCCCUAGAAGGAGGAGUCAGGCUUGGAUAGGUGGGGAGGGGCUGAGACUCAAGGUGGACAUCCUGGCAGAGUCUUAGGGGCAGGCAGAGCCCUAAGGGAAAGGUGAGCUGUGGGACCAGGGCCCGCACAAGCCGAGAAGGGUCUCCUGUGUGCACCUCACGUGGUCCAUCCCUAAACCCUGGCGUGGUCUUCGGAGGGUUGGGCCAAGUCCAGGGGAAGCUAAGACUGUGGUGUCUAUGCCUGUGUCCAUGAGAUAGUCACGGGCCUGCCUACAGCGAGUACGCAGUAAGCUGGAAUUUCCAGACAUGGUCUACAUGGCCAUAAACAUUUUACCUUUGAAGUGUUUGCCAAUAUUUUAAAACUGGGAGUUUCAAUAAAAAUUCAAUUUUCAGCUUCUCUUGAAAAA